Molecule: messenger RNA, 2050 nt
Organism: Musa acuminata subsp. malaccensis (wild Malaysian banana)
Lineage: Eukaryota; Viridiplantae; Streptophyta; Magnoliopsida; Zingiberales; Musaceae
Product: transcription factor MYB61-like
Source: RefSeq, a predicted model, not a curated record
GUUCCUGUUGGAAGUCUGAGAGCGGAUAUCUUGUUUCCUGGUCUUUCUUUAGUUCCAACAACACACAGCUUUACUGCUACUCUGACAGAACUGUUCUCUAACCAGUUUCUGGCCAUCAGAAGAUUUUCUUGCUCCUCCGUUUCCAAAUCUGUACUGGCCUUUGUAUGAUACGCUUGUGGUAGGAUUGGCAGGAAAGGGUUGCAUGGGUUGCUUCAAACCCAAUCUGAGGAUAGGAACUCAAGUCAGUUAUUACUUCUACUGAUAGACAUGACUGCAACCUUCAAGGUUUCUUCGGCUCACAUCAGACUUACUGCCCCCAUCACUGUAACAGUAGGCAUCAACCCUGAGAAGGUGACGAACCAUGUAACUUCAGAAAGAGAGAGAGAGAGAGAGAGAGGAAGAAGAAACCUCAACUCAAACCUAACCACUUGAUUGUCAACUUUCUCUCUCACAUAUACUUUUAAGCUCAGCCCACUUCUUAAUUCCAACCCCACCACUGCAACUACAGUUCCUCAACCUCCCACAAAUUCUUUCUUCCACUCUCAAAAUUCUCCACAUCCUAAUUCACUAAAGAAACCUUCUUCUUGCGGCAAUCGGCCAAAUGGGAGGGCACUCCUGCUGCCACAAGCAGAAGCCAAGAAAAGGCCUCUGGUCUCCUGAGGAAGAUGAGAAGCUCAUCAAGCACAUUAACAAGUAUGGCCAUGGGUGUUGGAGCACUGUCCCUAAUCAAGCAGGUCUUCAAAGGUGUGGAAAGAGCUGCAGAUUGAGGUGGAUCAACUACCUGAGGCCUGACCUCAAGAGAGGUACAUUCUCACAGCAGGAGGAGGACCUCAUCAUCGAACUCCAUGCAGUCCUGGGAAACAGAUGGUCAAAGAUUGCAGCACAUUUGCCGGGGAGGACGGAUAACGAGAUCAAGAAUUUGUGGAAUUCCAGCAUCAAGAAGAAGCUAACACAGAGAGGUAUCGACCCCAGUAGCCACAAGCCACUUGUCAAGGUUGAUGGUGGUGAUGAUGAUAAGGUGGCCAGCAACAGCGACAAGAAUUCUGACUCCAGCGAUCUCCAGUCGGUGAUUGAUAAGUCCAUGGAUGAGAGCAGCACCUUGAAGAAAGAAAUAUUCUUGGACCAGUUCCUCACGAGUUCAUCAAGCUGCUGUUCUUCCAAUUCAAUGGGUUAUCUCCCUUUUCCACAGGUAAGCUUUGCUCCUGACUACAGCAGCAGCAGUCAGGCGACUUCCAUCACGAUCAACUCGAAUCCACUCUUCUGGUUGAACUGCAAUGCAAUAUCCACCCCAAUCACAACUCUUUCGACUUCCAUGGCUCUGCCACCAAGCUAUGAAGAAGAAGAUGAUACAAUCCCUGGCUGGUACACUGGCAACCGGAAAAGCGUAAAUGAUGGUGGUCGCAUCAUGCUGCAGAGCACUUGCUCCUUCGACAGUGGCGUCUUCUCCUGCUCAGAAUUGACAUCUGAGAAAGAUGUGCAAGCCCACCUCGGAGACGAGAUGGAGGACCUCAAAUGGUCAGAGUACCUUCACGGUGCAUUCCAAAGCCAACCCAUGUAUGGUGACAUCAAGACAGGAAACCAAUCCCCCAUGAACACUGUGAGUUCUUUGUACCAGAACCAGCAACUGCGGCAGGAGUUGCAAGCUUCAGACAUCCAUGGCAAGAGGUUCCACUCUGUAUCUCUGGGCUUUGAGCAUCUAUAGAUUGGGAAAAGAUCAGAACGACAAAAAGGAGUUCUGCUCUCAACAGACAAAUCAACUUACAAAGCUUGAGCAGUAAAAUUCUUCGAAGUCAUAGAGCAUGCAUACCUUAUACUUCUUUUCUCGUUCAUCUAGGGCUGAUGAUAUACAAAUUCUAUCAGCUCUUCAUCCUUGCAUAUUCUGUGGAGCGUCAAAAACAAAAGCUUGUAGUAACCAGUGUCUUUCACUUUAUUCUUAUAUAUCCUUGCUUUCAUGGCUUUGCAAUCACUUGUCUCCAGAAUUUCUACCUUGUGUAUGCUGAAUCUUCCUUGUUCAUGUGCCAUGGUAACAGUGAGAUGCAAAAUCUAUCAA